ACUAACCUAGCAGUUUUUAUUUGGUUAUCAAACGCUUGAAUUAAUCUUCAACAAAUAUAGGUUGCAAGCAUUUAAAUUAAUCUUCAAUAAUAAUACAGUGUAAGAAAUGGAAAUUUAGUGAACAAUAAGUUCAAUAGUUAGAUUAAAUAGUAAAUGGGAUAUUUCAAGAAAAUGUCAACAUAUCAUACGUAUUUCAAAGUAAAACUUUUAAAUACGUUAUUUUCAAGAUAAUUCUAUUUAUACCUGAGAUAAUCCAAAUCACAAAUUAUAAAUUGCCGUAUGUUUUAAUUGAUAAAAUUGCUAUAUUAUUAUUUAUUACAUUAAAUCUUGAAACAUGCGAAAAUACUACCAGGUUGCACUUGUAAUAAUUGCUGUAUUCAGUCUAAUAUCCUUAUUAAUUUAUAGACAUGAAUAUUACAAAUUGAGGUAUGUUUUAGAAGUUUUUAAUUACUUUGGUAAGCCAAAUCAGAGAAGUGAAAUAAAUUGCACAGAUAAUGUGCCAAUGUUUACUAAAUUUGAUAUGAAAUUUAAAGAACCACUCUCUGCUUGGCAAAGAUUAGAUGAUGAUCUAUAUGUUUAUUCUGCAUAUAAUAUACGCGACAAAGAAAUUCAAGUAAUAGGUUUUGGUUCAUCAAAUAACAUUAAAGAUAUGCAGUGUCAAAUAUUAUUUGAAAAUGAAAUUGACCCAGUUUUAGGAAGUUUUAGUUAUCUUUCAAUUGGUAAUAAUUUAAAUAGUACUGACAAAAAUGCUAAUUAUGGAGGAUAUCAUUUCUAUUGUGCAUACAAAACAAAUAAAAUACCAGUUGGAAUAAUGUUUCUUACAAAAUCUAAUUUAGAUGCUCAUAAUAUACCUAUAUUACCAAUAAAAAGCCAACCUCAUAAUUUAAAUUAUGUUAAUACUGGAGUAUGCAUAGCACCACCAUUAACAAAACCAAUACAGUUAUUACAAAUGAUUGGCUUUGUACAGUUUCAUGACAUAAUUGGUGUGGAUAAUUUUAUAGUGUAUGAUUUUGGUAUUCCAAACCAAUAUAAUAAUAACCUUAAAGAACUAUUUAAAUCUCAAAAUCCAUAUUGGAAAUUUACAUACACAAUAGUGCCAUGGAAUUUUCCUUUUCCUGCUACUCAUCCUAGUAUAAUAAAAGACUUGAUACAAGCAGAUUGUUUGUACCGUACAUAUAAUAAAGUUAGGUAUAUCACUACAUUAUCUUGGGAAGAUUAUAUAAUUUUAAGGUAUCAUCAUUCCCUUAUAGAUUUAAUGACAGAUUUUAAAAAGUCUAGAAUGAAAGCAGAUCGUUACAAAUUAAAGACAUUAACAUUUUGUACACAACAAGUUGAUGAUACAACCAAUAGGAAUGUAACAUUUAUAAUAUUUAAAAAACUACAUUAUGACUCAAGUAUCCCUGAUAAUCAACCAAUUUAUAUUUAUAAUACACAUGAAGCAUUAAACAAAAAUAAUAUGUAUACACGAAAUAUUGGAAAAGAUUUGGUUACAUUAAAUCGUUAUCAGUAUUGUCCUGGAAAAUCGAAUCUGGAAACAGGAACUAAAGAUACUGCAAUUUUAAGAUUCACUGAAAAUAUACAGAAUUCACAAAUAUUUCGAAAAUUUAUAACAGAGAAUAAAUUUCUAUCAAAUAGUCACAAGUGAUAAUUAGAUUUAAUGUAUCUAUAAGAUAAUUUUAGUCUGAAAGUUAUCAUUAAGAAAAAGUAAUUCAUUUUUAUAUGUAUUGUAAGGUAUGAAUGUAAGAAUACAAUAUUGUAUAACGUGUAUAUAACAUGUAUUUAAAAAUUUGUUACGAAGCAGAA
Molecule: messenger RNA, 1803 nt
Organism: Bombus terrestris (buff-tailed bumblebee)
Lineage: Eukaryota; Metazoa; Arthropoda; Insecta; Hymenoptera; Apidae
Exons: 2
Coding region: 335-1645 (436 amino acids)
Source: RefSeq, a predicted model, not a curated record